UGUCCACCAUCAAAGUCAGUCUUGUCCACCAUCAAAGUCGGUCUUGUCCACCAUCAAAGUCAGUCUUGUCCACCAUCAAAGUCAGUCUUGUCCACCAUCAAAGUCAGUCUUGUCCACCAUCAAAGUCAGUCUUGUCCACCAUCAAAGUCAGUCUUGUCCACCAUCAAAGUCAGUCUUGUCCACCAUCAAAGUCAGUCUUGUCCACCAUCAAAGUCAGUUUUGUCCACUAUCAAAGUCAGUCUUGUCCACCAUCAAAGUCAGUCUUGUCCACCAUCAAAGUCAGUCUUGUCCACCAUCAAAGUCAGCCUUGUCCACCAUCAAAGUCAGUCUUGUCCACCAUCAAAGUCAGUCUUGUCCACCAUCAAAGUCAGUCUUGUCCACCAUCAAAGUCAGUCUUGUCCACCAUCAAAGUCAGUCUUGUCCACUAUCAAAGUCAGUCUUGUCCACCAUCAAAGUCAGUCUUGUCCACCAUCAAAGUCAUUGCUGAUUGGUGGGAAAUGA
Messenger RNA from Lottia gigantea (owl limpet), 501 nucleotides. RefSeq lists its product as hypothetical. The transcript has a single exon. The record is from RefSeq and is a predicted model, not a curated record. The annotation marks the transcript as partial. NCBI's taxonomy places the organism in Eukaryota, Metazoa, Mollusca, Gastropoda, Lottiidae.